UGCGCGCCUGAGUCACCGCCGCCGCCGCCAUGGCCGAGAGUGGUGAAAGCGGCGGCCCUCCGAGCUCCCAGGACAGCGCCGCCGCGGCCGAAGGUGCCGGCGCCCCCGCGGCCGCUGCCUCCGCGGAGCCCAAGAUUAUGAAAGUCACCGUGAAGACCCCGAAGGAGAAGGAGGAGUUCGCCGUGCCCGAGAAUAGCUCCGUCCAGCAGUUCAAGGAAGAAAUCUCUAAACGUUUCAAAUCACAUACUGACCAACUUGUGUUGAUAUUUGCUGGAAAAAUUUUAAAAGAUCAAGAUACUUUGAGUCAGCAUGGAAUUCAUGAUGGUCUUACUGUUCACCUUGUCAUCAAAACGCAAAACAGGCCUCAGGAUCAUUCAGCUCAACAAACAAAUACCAGUGGAAGCAAUGUUACCACGUCAUCAGCUCCUACGACUAACUCCACAUCUGGUUCUGCCACUAGCAACCCUUUUGGUUUAGGUGGCCUUGGAGGGCUUGCAGGUCUGAGUAGCUUGGGUCUGAAUACUACUAACUUCUCUGAACUACAAAGCCAGAUGCAGCGACAGCUUAUGUCCAAUCCUGAAAUGAUGGUCCAGAUUAUGGAGAAUCCCUUUGUCCAGAGCAUGCUGUCAAAUCCUGACCUGAUGAGGCAGUUAAUUAUGGCCAAUCCGCAAAUGCAGCAGUUGAUACAGAGAAAUCCAGAAAUUAGUCAUAUGCUGAAUAAUCCAGAUAUUAUGAGACAAACAUUGGAACUCGCCAGGAAUCCAGCAAUGAUGCAAGAAAUGAUGAGAAACCAGGACCGAGCCUUGAGCAACCUAGAAAGCAUCCCAGGGGGAUACAAUGCUUUACGGCGUAUGUACACGGAUAUUCAGGAACCAAUGCUGAGUGCUGCACAAGAGCAGUUUGGUGGUAAUCCAUUUGCUUCCCUAGUGAGCAAUACAUCCUCAGGUGAAGGUAGUCAGCCUUCUCGUACAGAAAAUAGAGAUCCAUUACCCAAUCCAUGGGCUCCACAGGCUUCCCAGAGUUCAUCAGCUUCCAGUGGCACCAACAGCGCUGUGGGGGGCACUGGUAGCAGUGCUGCCGGUGGCACUGCUGGGCAAAGUUCAUCUGCACCAAAUUUGGGGCCUGGAGUAGGAGCUAGUAUGUUCAAUACACCAGGGAUGCAGAGCUUGUUGCAACAAAUAACUGAAAACCCACAACUUAUGCAGAACAUGUUGUCUGCCCCCUACAUGAGAAGCAUGAUGCAGUCCCUAAGCCAGAACCCUGACCUUGCUGCACAGAUGAUGCUGAAUAAUCCCCUAUUUGCUGGAAAUCCUCAGCUUCAAGAACAAAUGAGACAACAGCUCCCAACUUUCCUCCAACAAAUGCAGAAUCCGGAUACAUUAUCAGCAAUGUCAAAUCCUAGAGCGAUGCAGGCCUUGUUACAGAUUCAACAGGGUUUACAGACAUUAGCAACGGAAGCCCCUGGCCUCAUCCCAGGGUUUACUCCUGGCCUGGGGGCAUUAGGAGGCACUGGAGGCUCUUCAGGAAGCAGCGGGUCUAACUCUGCGCCUGGUGACAACCCAAGUCCCACGACAGGAGCCACUGAACCUGGACACCAGCAGUUCAUCCAACAAAUGCUGCAGGCUCUCGCUGGAGUAAAUCCUCAGCUACAGAAUCCAGAAGUCAGAUUUCAGCAACAACUGGAACAGCUCAGUGCAAUGGGAUUUUUGAACCGUGAAGCAAACUUGCAAGCGCUAAUAGCAACAGGAGGUGAUAUCAAUGCCGCUAUUGAAAGGUUACUGGGCUCCCAGCCAUCAUAGCAGCAUUUCUGUAUCUUGAGAAAAUGUAAUUUAUUUUUGAUAACGGCUCUUAAAUCUUUAAAAUACCCGCUUUAUUUCAUUUUGACUCUUGGAAUUCUGUGCUAUAAACAAACCCAAUAUGAUGCAUUUUAAGGUGGAGUGCAGUAAGAUGUGUGGGUUUC
Messenger RNA from Puma concolor (puma), 1960 nucleotides. RefSeq names its product ubiquilin 1 (gene UBQLN1). Gene Ontology annotation, biological process: regulation of macroautophagy; autophagosome assembly; ubiquitin-dependent protein catabolic process. Gene Ontology annotation, molecular function: polyubiquitin modification-dependent protein binding. Gene Ontology annotation, cellular component: autophagosome; cytosol. NCBI's taxonomy places the organism in Eukaryota, Metazoa, Chordata, Mammalia, Carnivora, Felidae. The record is from RefSeq and is a predicted model, not a curated record.